This is a messenger RNA of Lodderomyces jiufengensis, 897 nucleotides long. RefSeq lists its product as uncharacterized. The record is from RefSeq and is a predicted model, not a curated record. Gene Ontology annotation, molecular function: acyltransferase activity. Lineage: Eukaryota; Fungi; Ascomycota; Pichiomycetes; Serinales; Debaryomycetaceae. The coding region runs from base 1 to 897 and encodes 298 amino acids. Gene Ontology annotation, cellular component: endomembrane system. The transcript has 2 exons.
AUGCAUUUAAAUAAAGUUAGAAUAAAAGUUUUAGGUGAUGAAAUUAGUCCAAAUCCUGCAAUAUUAUUAAGUAAUCAUUCAUCAUUAGUUGAUUUUUUUGUCAUCCAACAUUUAUCAAGGUUAUCAACAAGAUCAGAUAAAGACUCAUUCAUAGGAUCAAAUCAAAAGGAUUUAUCAUUACCAAUUGUAAAUUUUUUUUCAUGGUUCCUAGUUUGGAGAAUACCAAAUAUUAAAAUUCUUUUCAAUUUAUUAAAAACUGAUGAAAAUUGGGAAAUUGAAGAAAAAUCUAUACUUUAUAUUUUUGCACAAUUUUUAAGAAGUAAAUUUUUUGAAUGGAUUAUUUUAUUUCCUGAAGUUAAUAUAUGGAGUGAAAAUAAUUACAAUAUACAAAGACAAGUUGGUCAUAAGUACUUUCUACCAAAAUUGGAUAAUUUAUUGUACCCCAGGUAUUCGAGUUUUUAUAAUAUUAUUACUGCUUUAACUAAAUUCAAACCACAUCCGUUUUCAAAUUUAUAUGAUCUAACUUUAAUUUAUUGUCGUCCUGGUGAGAACUCCACUGAAUUAAAUUAUCAGCCUCCUACAUUAUCAGAGAUUUUUGCUUCUUCAAAACCAAUUACUAUUUUAGUAUAUGUUAAAAUUAGAUCAUUAGGUAGAAUACCUCAUAAAAGAAAAAAAUUAGAAAGGUAUUUAGAACAUUUAUGGGUUCAUAAGGAUAAAAUUAUUACUCAAAUUAAAACUGAGAAUAAUAAUUAUAAUAAUUCAAGAGUUUCUGCUGCUACAGGUGCUACAGGUGAUAAUAAUAAUAAUAAUAAUAAUACUAAUAAUGAGCUUAACAUUAAAAAUUCAUCAACUUCAUUUAUUAGAUUACAUAGUAAAAAGAAAAAACCGACUAAAUAA